Maudiozyma saulgeensis is the source of this 1437-nucleotide messenger RNA. NCBI's taxonomy places the organism in Eukaryota, Fungi, Ascomycota, Saccharomycetes, Saccharomycetales, Saccharomycetaceae. The record is from the annotation of a GenBank genome assembly.
AUGACAAAGUUAAUUAUAUCAUCAUCUGUGUUUCAAUCGCAAGUUGCGGACUUACUACCAUGCAAUGGUUAUAAGAAAUCUCAACUCACAUAUUCAUUACUGCAAGCUUAUAAUUUACUGCAAUAUUUUGAUGUGGUGAUCGAUAAGCCAUAUUGUUCUAAAGAAGACCUUUUACGUUUCCAUUCCGCGAUAUAUGUGGAUCAACUAAUGAAAGGUACCCUUAACGCCGUGCAAGAUUAUGAUAAAAGUGAAGACGAUUGGGAUCAAUUGAAUGAAACUAGUGAACAUUGGUAUGAUUCCGGCGAUAAGUUUCGUUCAGAGAAGAGAUUCCAUUCAAGAGAAGAUUUAUAUGAACAUUUUAAGACAAUUGAAUUUGAUCAAAAUAUCAAGAAUGAUUCUUAUGAUAAUAUUCGGUUGACAAAAAGAAUGAAAUUGGAGAGUGUUACAUUAAGUAAUGAUGAAUUAUUAAAAACAUUUAACUUAACGGGUGAUUGUCCGUUGUUUUCGUAUUUACCAAUGUAUAUCCAAGUAAGCACUGGUGCCACCCUCGCAUUGGAGAAUCAUAUCAACCUUCCAUCACCAGAUCAAAAUAAUUCUGAAAGAAUUAUUGGCAUAAAUUGGGAUGGUGGGAGACACCAUGCUUCUAAACAAAGAGCUAGUGGAUUUUGUUACGUUAAUGAUAUAGUCUUACUAAUACAAAGAUUGCGUAAGAAAGGAUUUCAAAGGAUCAGUUAUGUAGACUUUGAUCUUCAUCAUGGUGAUGGUGUAGAAAAUGCUUUCAAAUAUUCCAAUUUUAUUCAGACGAUAUCCUUGCAUUUGUAUGAGGCUGGUUUCUUCCCUGGCACUGGUGACCUAAAAAAUAACAAAUCUCCAAAUUUAGUUAAUAUUCCUAUGUUACACGGAUUAAACGAUACAUACUUGCGAACUAUAGUUGAUAAGAUCAUUAUACCUUUAAUUGAUCAACAUGAUCCACAAAUAAUUGUCAUACAAAGUGGCGGAGAUGGUUUAUCAGGUGAUAAAUACAAUGAGUGGCAACUGAGUAUACAUGGACUAACAAAAUGUAUUCUGGAAUUGAUUGAAAGAUUCACAAAAUGUCACUGUGUUGUCCUUGGGGGAGGAGGGUACAACGAAUUGAUUAUGAGUAGGUUCAAUACGUUUCUUACAUGGAACAUUGUGCGAAAAUACUCUUCUAAGGUACAAGACAGGUUGAUCAAGGAAUAUAUUGAAGAUGGCUUCGACUACUUAAUACCAGAUCAUGAGUUCAUAGACCUAUAUACAGAUGAUAACUACAAGUAUUGGUCGUAUGAAGAACCUGGAAACGAUAAAUGUAAGACUCUAAGGAAUUACAAUACUCCAAAACAUCUCGAGGAAUGUUUCACGAAGAUAUUCCCCAAGAAGUCACCUCCUCAGGAGUCUGUUAUGCCACCACCUCCAUAG